This is a messenger RNA of Scedosporium apiospermum, 1407 nucleotides long. RefSeq lists its product as uncharacterized. The transcript is spliced from 6 exons. The record is from RefSeq and is a predicted model, not a curated record. The coding region runs from base 1 to 1407 and encodes 468 amino acids. NCBI's taxonomy places the organism in Eukaryota, Fungi, Ascomycota, Sordariomycetes, Microascales, Microascaceae.
AUGUCUGUUUUUGUAAACUAUGCCGGCCCUAAGCUGGACAAGAAGCAAAAUCAGCUUGUCAGAUUGGCCCCGGCUCCAGACCAAGACACCCCUACAGAAGUCUCCGAGGAAGCUGCCGAGCAGGCCCAGCAUGCGUUGGUCUCACCGCCCACGACCCGAUCCAGCAGACUGGCACUCAAUAGGCGAUGCGAACGCGAUGGGAUCAUUGUUCCAGGGUUGGCAGCGCGAGGCUACCGGCCCGACCCGUACGACCUACGCGGCGCACCCCCGAAAUCAACGCACAUGACGGGCAUCGACGCACGUACAUUCCAGGAUUACCUAUCUCGGUGCGCGUCGUAUUCAUCUUACCUCGACGAGGCGUUUAUUCUCGUUGGAUUUCAGCAGCCGAGUUAUUUCCGCCCUGACAUGUCCAAGUCGGCUUGUAUCUACAUUGGGUGGUUGCUGACGGCCGGUGUUCUGGACGCUGUUCGAGCGUCAAAGGAGAUAUCCUAUCCGUACUACGAGUACCAAGCUGUGAGGGAGUUGCAGAAGUUUAUUGAUGGGGCGGGCACUAGGGAUUUGCAUGAGCUUGUUUAUCCAGUUAUUAUCUUGGGGAUGUUUGAGAUGGUCCGGUUCAAUCCCCACGCCGCAACCCAUCUCGGCGCCGUUGAGCACUUCAUAAAGUCCCGUGGUGGGCUCAAGAAGAUGCCGGACGUCAUGCAGCAUCUCGUUAUUAUGGGAGACGUCCUUGAAUGCGUCUGCCUCGGCACACCCCUGGCCUUCAAUAACCUCGGUCCCUGCCCGACCAUACGUCUCAAGACCACAGUCGGCGUUUUGGCUGGCAACCAUAUCUAUUCUUGCCCCCUUCUUCUUUGCGACGACGAGGACUUUUCCCUCGCAACGCGGUACGUUGAUCAAGCCAUUGUCGUUCAGCUGGUACGCGUCCUCCAGGCUGCCAGCGAUUCAUUCCAUCGGUUCUUUGGCUUGGGCACGCAGAGUCCCUUUCAGGGACUCGACCUAGCUACAGACCUGGAUGCCAUAGCGGACAGUCCGACCGCCACAACUAAUACAUCAGGUCUCUUCUUGAAGACGUGUGCUUUGGCUGCAAGAAUCACACGCAGAACGCUGUCGGAGAGCUUGAAUGGUUUUGAUGACGUUGCCAAUAAGUUUGAUGUUCUGGAGAUUUAUGACAAUGCUCGUUUUCUUGGGCUGAAGGCGUGGAAAGGGCUGCCGUACGUCUAUGUUUGGGUGAAUCUUAUCGGCUUCGCUGCCUCAACGGGCGAGCGAAUGAGAUCGUAUUUCGUCGCCGAGGUUGUACGCUGCGCGUUUAGUUACGGGUGCUACCAGAUGGAGAUUUUUCUAGCUGUGCUGAGAAAUUUCCUCCACCUCCGCAACACUGUCGCCAGUCGUAAGAUUGACCUAGCCUGA